GUUGAAAACCAUCACAGCCUGAGGCAUCCACUCCUUUAUCUCAAAAGCAAUUGUCAUGUGCUACGCACAUUCACUUGUGGCAGCAUAUUCCGCGAUUCCGACUUCAGGGUCUCUGCACGACCCUGCAUAGGCCUCCACUGCACGACAUUACGUAUACCUGAAUUAUUACGUCAUAACUACAAUCCAUCGCUCAGUCAUUGGUGUCGAACGAAGGAGCCAUGUGUUUCCACAAUUACACCUCCCAUAACGGAUGCGGGCACAUCGGCGAGUCGCACACACAUCCAUGGACACUUUGCAACACUGCGAUCCAACGCCUGAGUGGUUUUCGAGGACCUGGCUCUCCGCCUCUCUCACCUCCCGCAACGAGCUUCGCACCACCAAAGCGUACACCAUCAACACGACGUUUCUUUUCGCUAAGUGGAACAUUAUCUCGCUCCUCGACAAGUGCAUCAUCAACAUCUCGACGCGCUGCUUCUGGACCAUCGGGCCCGGUCACGCCACGUGACUCUACACCGAGCUAUGGGUCAUACACUCCAACCGCGGCACUAGAUUACUCGACGCUCCCAGACCACCAACUCGUCGCUGUGCGCUGUGCCGACCCAACGAAGCGCACGCAUGUGAGCAGAGAAAUGAAUGUGUGUAAAUCUUGUACUAAAGGAAUCAAUGACAUGCGAUCCAUGAUCGCCCGCUACGACAAGACUGGCAGUGUCAGGGGUACAAGUGCUUUUGAGAAGUUCCUUAAGUGGGAAGGAGAGGGGGCAGGGGAUGCAGAAGGCGAUCUUACUGUGCCCGUAGACGAUGAAGAGCCUGGCGCAGCUUAUGGCGCGAGGCAGGCUAUUGUCAUGGGUUUCCCAGAGAGCGCCAUGAAUGCGAAUGGCCCAAGAGGGUUGGGGACGCUCGAACGGGAUGGAAAUGACCAAUAUUUCAUAGGUCAUGGGGAGCGGUAUUGAAUCAAAUCAGCCAUGUAGAAUGGGAGCGCGUAGUAGGCAAGGCAGCGAUUACGAAGUAUUGCCAUGUUUGAAAGGGGACUUACGUGGGUCUAUGCGAG
Messenger RNA from Cucurbitaria berberidis CBS 394.84, 1048 nucleotides. RefSeq lists its product as uncharacterized. The transcript has a single exon. Lineage: Eukaryota; Fungi; Ascomycota; Dothideomycetes; Pleosporales; Cucurbitariaceae. The record is from RefSeq and is a predicted model, not a curated record. The coding region runs from base 219 to 950 and encodes 243 amino acids.